AUGAAGCUCCCCUCGUGCCUGCUCGCCAUCCUGGUGACCCUUGCGGUCACCGUCUCCGCGACUUCCAACACCACCGCCUUCCCUGACUGUGCCAUCGCCUGUCAGGAGAGCAUCUCCUCCACCUGCGCGAUCACGGAUGCUUCCUGUCUCUGCACGGAUUCGCUCGCCUCCUCGGACCUCGUCUUGUGCGCGUCGACGAACUGCACCACCCCCGACUACUACAUCACCAAGCAUGCGUUCGAACUGUUCUGCGACCUGCACAUCAAGCCGGCCCCCCUGGUCGUGGAUCCCGCCACCCUCGUCCCGCUCAUCCUCGCCUCGAUCUUCUUCUUCAUCCGCCUGGCGGCCAAGGUGGGCAAACUGGCCGGGGGCUGGGGCCCGGACGACACCACGAUCUCGAUUGCCUGGGUCCUCGGACUCGCCGUCUACAUCGUCAAUGCCCACAUGGUCUCCCUCGGCUUCGGCCAGAACAUCUGGGACAUCUCCGCCGGCAACAUCACCCUGAUCCUGAAAUACUUCGAGGGCCUGGCCAUGAUGUACAAGUUCCAGAUCUCGCUGUCCAAGAUCUCCGUCCUGCUCUUCCUCCUCCGCAUCUUCCAGUCCCGCACCUUCCGGACCCUCGCCCAUGCCCUCAUCGCCAUCAACGCCGCCAUCGGGAUCACCUUCGCCAUCGUGGAUCUGCUGCGCUGCACCCCGGUGCACCUGGACUGGGAUGGAUGGACGGACCUCUACCCGGGCACGUGCAUCCAGUUCAACGACGCCGUGCUGGUCCACUGCCUGGUCAACAUCUUCGUCGACGUCGUCAUCGUGUGCCUGCCGGUCUACGAAGUCAGCAAGCUGCAGCUGCCCACGAUGAAGAAGGUCACCGUGGCGAUGAUGUUCAUGAUGGGUCUCGUGUUGACCAUCAUCGCCAUCAUCCGAACCGUCGUGUUCUGGGACAACCGCAUGGGCGCCAACGAGACCGCCGGUCUCGAGCCCCUCAUCCACUGGUCCGUCAUCGAAACCCAGAUCGCCGUCCUGACCACCUGCCUUCCCGCCGCGCGCGCCCUGUUCGCCCGGUGUGUACCGGGGAUGUCCGGCAGCGACAACGCCCACACGUACGGGCGCAACACCUACGAGCGCGGGCAGUCCGGGGCCAAAACCAAGAUCUCCAAGUCGGUCAACAUCUCGGUGGACUACACGACGCGGUCGCAGCGCGACUCGACCAGUGAGGUGCACCUGGUGGAGAUGGGCGGACGGUACGAACGGUUCUAA
Molecule: messenger RNA, 1254 nt
Organism: Aspergillus heteromorphus CBS 117.55
Lineage: Eukaryota; Fungi; Ascomycota; Eurotiomycetes; Eurotiales; Aspergillaceae
Product: CFEM domain-containing protein
Exons: 5
Coding region: 1-1254 (417 amino acids)
Source: RefSeq, a predicted model, not a curated record